Molecule: messenger RNA, 1239 nt
Organism: Corticium candelabrum
Lineage: Eukaryota; Metazoa; Porifera; Homoscleromorpha; Homosclerophorida; Plakinidae
Product: 26S proteasome non-ATPase regulatory subunit 6-like
Exons: 9
Coding region: 12-1190 (392 amino acids)
Biological process (GO): proteasome-mediated ubiquitin-dependent protein catabolic process
Cellular component (GO): proteasome regulatory particle
Source: RefSeq, a predicted model, not a curated record
CACGUUUCAAAAUGGCGUCGGCUUCAAAUCUCGCGGAACAAGGACUCGCGAAUAUUCCAAACUUAGAGCUCGCAACUCUAUCCUAUUGUGCGGGAUGCUCCUCCUACACAGACGACGAACGAACGGCAGCGAAAACGAAGCUCCUAGAAGAAGUUAAAUCAAAAAAUCUUACACCACUUUAUGAAUGGCUGUGCAGUGAGUUGAAGAUGAAGGUGGAUAAGAGUGUUGUUGAGAUGAUGAGAAAGGAGAAUGAGAGGAAGGUUGCUGAACUGGAUGAGAAGAUUAGAGAUGCAAAGGAGAAUUUGGGAGAGACUGAGAUUAGGGAUGCGCUUGUAGCGAAGGCAGAGUAUCUUUGUAAUAUUGGUGAGAAGGAAGAAAGUGUGUCUGCAUUACGACUCGUUUAUGAAAAGACAGCAACAGCAGGCAGCAAACUUGAUGUCGUUUUCUACCAUCUCAGAAUCGGCUUAUUCUUUAUGGACAACGACAUAAUAGCAAGAAAUCUGGAGAAAGCAAGAAGUCUCGUGGAGGAAGGCGGCGACUGGGAUCGUCGCAAUCGUCUAAAGGUUUACGAGGGUUUGUAUUGUCUGGCGACGAGAGAUUUCUCUAAAGCUGCAGAGAACUUCUUAGACUCCGUGUCGACAUUCACGUCGUACGAAUUGAUGGAUUACAACACUUUUGUUAUGUACACCGUAGUUGCGGCGAUGAUUUCCCUGCCAAGAGUUGAUCUGAAGGCAAAGGUCAUUCAAGGGUCUGAGAUACAAGAAGUUCUCCAUCAGCUUCCUCUAAUGAAGACCUUUCUUACAUCUCUGUACGAAUGUCAGUACGGACAGUUUUUCAGAGCUCUUGCGGAGGUCGAGGUGUUACUGAAGAGAGAUCGUUAUCUUUCCCCUCAUUAUCGUUACUAUAUUCGUGAAAUGCGUGUGUUGGUGUACAACCAGCUGCUCAAGUCGUAUCGUAGCCUCACUCUACAAUACAUGGCCGAUGCAUUUGAAGUGUCUAUAGAUUUUAUUGAUAGAGAGCUGUCUCGAUUCAUUGCGUCUGGCCGGUUGAAUUGUAAGAUAGACAAAGUUGGCGGGUUUGUAGAAACCAACAGACCUGAUCACAAGAAUUGGCAGUAUCAGGCUGCCAUAAAGCAAGGCGACAUGCUGCUGAAUAGACUGCAGAAGCUGAGCCGUGUGAUAAACGUCUGACAUCACAUUCUCUACCAACAUAACAUAACGUCGUCUAUUGACAUGCUCU